This is a messenger RNA of Rubroshorea leprosula, 859 nucleotides long. The record is from the annotation of a GenBank genome assembly. NCBI's taxonomy places the organism in Eukaryota, Viridiplantae, Streptophyta, Magnoliopsida, Malvales, Dipterocarpaceae.
AAUAUGGAGGGCAAAAACCCUAAAAGUCGAAAAGUUAAGGGGCAAAUGGGUACCUUUUGCCCCAUUUUGGGUAGUCCUGGAGGCCAAACAGCUAGAUUAUGCCCUUAUGCUUUCAGAUUUGAAAAAUCAUACCCACGGGAAAACAGUGGAAAUAAGCAGAAUGAUCACCGGAAGAAUCACCGAGAUAGCACGAAAAUUAGGCUGGAAUUCUCCCUAAGCCUUCUGUCUGCUGCUUCUCUUUUCUUUUUUUUUUUUCUCUCGGCUUUCCUUCUCCCCAAACGGCCUCCCCCAAAAAAACAAAUCUUCCUCUUCUCUGCUCAUCCCUUUAUUUAUACAAAAAUCAAAGCGAAGCCCUAGCCCUAUACCCUUUUUCUCAUCUCGAUCGUCCAAAUCGACAUCUUUUCUCCCCAACCAUUGAUCUGAAGUAGACAAAAUUAACUCCCUUCAUCUCAAAUUCCAUCCUUAUCAACCUCUGACAUGAUGAUUCUACGAAGAGGAUUGACAAGGAAAUUUGAUCCUAUCCCUAAUUUUUUGUCUUAUUUCCUUUGGGCCUUUUUUCUUUCGUUGUUGUUUGGGCAGCUUCGCAGUCCAACAUUGUUGAAAUCCUCAGUUGCUUUUACACUUGAAAAUCCUGAGGUGUACGCCAGAUUCAUGCCGAGCAGGAAUGAAGAGCUGAGGCUAAAACCAGUCAAGCUUGGUGCUAAUCAACAAGACGAGCAGGCGUACAAGGGUGACCGUGCAUAAUGAAUUCUCUGAAGGGAGCAAAGGUGAGUAGGCAGCGAACGAGCUGAACCAACCACCCAUGACGGGCUGAAAUGAGCAACCUCCGACGCUAUUUCAAUAUAAACCUCUGGGAUGC